GAAGCCCCGCCCUCCGGCUCUGAGCGCGCGCGGCUCCGGCGGCAGGAUCCGCAGAAAGAGUUUGUGAGGCGGCCCCGGUGUGAGCCCGAGCUCGUGAGGAUGUCGCGGCUGCUUGAGAACCGGAAACAGGACAGAAUGAAGGAGGUCCUCUUAAAGAACAAGGAGAAGGAGCGUCUGAAGGAGAGGGAGAAGGAGGCCAGAGAGCGAGAGGCCCGGUCCAGCAGCGGACACCUCUUCACGUCCCUGAGCGUGUCGGCCACCACCCUCUGCUCCUCCUGUAACCGGAGCAUCACGGCCAAGGAGGCCCUCAGCUGCCCAGCCUGUAAUGUUACCAUCCACAACCGCUGCAGAGACAGCCUGGCCAGCUGUGCCAAGAUGAAGCAGAAGCAACAGAAACUGGCAUUGAUGAGGAACAAUUCAGCUCUGCAGAACGUCGCCCUCCGGACCAAGACACCAAUAAUGAAGGAGCGUCCAAGCUCGGCCAUCUACCCGUCUGAGAGUCUUCGCCAGUCUCUGCUCGGGUCCAGACGGGUUCGGCCCAGCCUCUCGCUGGCAAAAAGUGUUUCCACCAACAACAUUGCAGGGGGAACCGAUGAUUCUGUGGGUCUCAGGAGGAUUCUGUCCCAGUCCACAGAGUCUCUGAACUUCAGGAGCAGGACUCUGUCCAUGGAGUCCCUCACAGAUGACGGUGAGUGGUGGUGGAGCCCCCUGCUGGAGGAGCUGCAGGAGGAGGGCAGGAGCAUUCAAGCCGACAGCUGGAGUCUGGCUGUGGAGCCUCACUUUCUGCAGACACUACACAAGGACGUCAUCAAGCAACAGGACGUGAUCUAUGAGUUGAUCCAGACCGAGUUCCACCACGUCCGAACCUUGCGUAUCAUGGAGGGCGUGUACCGGCGAGGGAUGCUGGACGACGUGAUGCUGGAGGCGGCUGUCGUCCACACCAUCUUCCCCUGCUUGGACCAACUGCUGGAGCUCCACUCCAGCUUCCUGUCGGAGCUGCUGAAGAGGAGGAGCGAGGGCCUGCAGGACGGAAGCUCCACCAACUUCACCGUCUGCAGGCUGGGAGAUCUGCUCCUGCGACAGUUUUCUGGCCAGCCUGCUGAAGACAUGAAGAAACUUUACUCUGAGUUUUGCAGUCGACACCCAAAAGCUGUGAAACUUUACAAGGAGGUUCUGAGUCGAGACCGAAGACUGCAGCAGUUCGUCAGGCGGGUUUGUCGUGGUCCUCUGCUGCGCCGUCAUGGAGUCCAGGAGUGCAUCCUGCUGGUGACGCAGCGGAUCACAAAGUAUCCCGUCUUGAUCCAACGAGUCCUGGACAACACCAAAGGGAGCAAGGAGGAGGAGCAAGCGCUGAAGAAGGCUUUGCAGCUCCUGAAGGAGCUGAUCAGCUCUGUGGAUCAGGAGGUGCUCGAGCUGGACAGAACUAGGAGGCUGCAAGAGAUCCAAGCCCGUCUGGACCCUCGGGCCCUGGCAGAAGUCCAGGAAGGAGGAGUGUUCCGAGCGGGGGAACUUCUGAGGAGAAAACUCCUCCAUGAGGGACCACUUCUCUGGAAGGUCCAGGGCUCCAGGAUGAAAGAUGUUCAGGUUCUGCUGAUGUCAGACAUCCUGGUCUUCCUUCAGGAGAAAGACCAGAAGUUCACCUUUGCUGCUCUGGACAAGUCUCCAGUGGUCUCCCUGAAUAACCUGAUUGUUCGAGACAUAGCCAAUCAGGAGCGAGGGAUGUACCUGAUCAGUGCCUCCACCCCUCCUGAGAUGUACGAGCUGUAUGCGUCAUCAAAGGAAGAUCGCAAGACCUGGAUGAGUCGCAUCCAGCAAGCUGCUGUCAGCUGUCCUUCCAGAGUGGAGUUUCCUCUCAUUGAGACCGAAGACAAAGCUUUACUGCGCCGGCUGAGAGCCGACAUCCAGCAGAAGGACAAAGAGGUGAUGGAGCUCCUGCAAGAGCGUGUCACUUUGUUUUCUGACCUUGUGGAGGCGACGGCUCGAGGAGAAGCAGAAAAGGAGGGCGGGGUGCAGGUCAGGACCUCCUGCAGCAGAAACCUGUUCAGAGCGGACACUCCCUGUGCCGCCAAGGCCGAGCCGCUCCUCCUGGCUGCCAUCUGUCAAGUCGACAGGCUGACGGCCCUGCUGCUGGACUCCAGCACCCAGAGGUCCCCUGUUCCCAACCAAGACUUCAGCAAUGGCGACUCUGGAUCUUUAAAUGGUUCGUUUAAACUGACUAACAGUUCUGCAAAGGACAACAAUGGCAACCAGCUGCAGGAGCGCGCCCUGAAUGAGGAAGUGCGGCACCAGCUGGUUGGUCUGAGCACGCUCCUUCACGCUCUGCAGGCUGCUGUUAUUCGUCAGGACUCUAUCCUGGAGCUGUCCUUUAGUGUGUCUGUCCCCUCCUCUGCCCCUCCUGGCUCCGCCCCCGGUCCUACUCUCUCGGUGACACGUGACGCAGGCCUGGAUCCAAACGGAGAGGUGGUGCUGCUGCAGCGACAGGUGGAGCUUCUGCAGGAGGAACUAACGCGCUUGCGUCAGAAAGGGGUGGACUUAAGCAAGAAGGGGGCGGGGUCAGGGAAGAAAAAGAAGAAAGGAAAGAAAGACAAAUCUGAUCCGUCUAAGGCAGAGGAGGUCAGUAAGGAGCUGGAGCCCCACCCACUGGCUCCACUCGCCACAGAGGAUCCUGUUGACCAAUUAGAUGGUCUCCAUGAAGAAAAUGAGGACGACAAGGAGGAAGUGAUGAAGAUCUCUCCCCGCUCUGACAGCCCAAGAGACCUGCAAGACAUCCCAGAGGAGAGCGAGAGCUAACCACACCCCCAGAUGGAUGGACCUCAGAUCCUCCUGUGAUGUCAGAGCCCCCACUUACCCACCGUUAGACUCUGCUGCUCUACAGUCUUCAGUGUGUGUGUGUGUGGGGGGGGGGGGUCAUUCAGUUUUAUCUUUGGAUGUAAAACUGCUGUUUGUAUAAUUAUGCUGGGGGGGGGGGGCAGCUGCACGGCUGUGGAUGUGGGGUGUAAACAGAUCAAACCACAGAGGAUGGUUUAAACCAAAAAAGUUUAAAGCCCCCCGCACACACACACUACGUUACCCAGAAUGCAACUGGUCCUGGAAACAUCUGUCAUGGAGCUCAUCCGGUGCACAUUAAAGGUUUCCGAUCCUCUGAACUGUUCUACGGAAACUUUGUGGACUUCAGGAUGUCACCACGUCUGUGAGGGGGGUGGGGGCUGUUUGGUGUCGUACCGUGAGCAGCAUGGCUGCAACGCUGUUAGCAUGUUAGCAUGGCUUUGUUUUUAUACUGAUACAGGAAAAGAACUGGUUAGUGGGACCUCCUGCAGCUCAGCUGUUAUGAAUGACGAAGGAGGAGCUUCAGCGGAGACACGCCCACAUAUGUGACUUUGCUUUUUAUGUGCAGCGACUGCAUCAAACCAAAAAGACCUGCAGGACAGAACACGUGAGAACCUGCUCACCUGCUGUCCAACCUGGACCUUCAGCAUUUCCAGAGCAGAAACUGCAGCCUUUCAAUGUACAGAUAGAAGUCAACCCUGACUGUUUCCAUCAAUAAUGCAGCUUCAACACCCUUCAGGCUGUCCUGGAACCUGCAGAAACAUUUCAUAUUUAACAGGCUGCGGAGCAGUGUGCUGUCUGCUCCAUACCUCACAGCCAGAAGCCGCUGGUUUGAAUCCCGGCUGGGACCUUUCUGCGUGGAGUUUGCAUGUCCUCCUGCAUCGUGGGUUUCUGCCACAGUCUAAACGCCUGCUUUAGGUUGGACUCUAAGUAGUUCUUCACAUGUGUGAUGGAGCCCUGACCCCAGCGUGACCUUCUCCCUGGGGGGGCUGGACACGCCCCCAGCAUGCCCGUGGUCCCGCUCAGGAACACGGGACGGAUGUUUCAUAGUUUUACUGCUGAACUGAAUUUUGUUCAUCUAUUGAUUCCUGCUGUACGUGUGUGUUCAUAUAAAUCAAAUUUGCUUCCUUUCA
Messenger RNA from Oryzias latipes (Japanese medaka), 3959 nucleotides. RefSeq names its product rho/rac guanine nucleotide exchange factor (GEF) 2b (gene arhgef2b). Gene Ontology annotation, cellular component: cytoskeleton; ruffle membrane. Gene Ontology annotation, molecular function: guanyl-nucleotide exchange factor activity; microtubule binding. The record is from RefSeq and is a predicted model, not a curated record. Lineage: Eukaryota; Metazoa; Chordata; Actinopteri; Beloniformes; Adrianichthyidae. Gene Ontology annotation, biological process: cell morphogenesis; actin filament organization; regulation of Rho protein signal transduction.